UCUAGGGUCUUUCGGUAAAGUCACGUAGAUAGGUUCAAAGAAAAUAACGAAAACAAUCGCAACACAAGCAAUCUAAGACGAUUGCUUGUGUUGCGAUCGAAACGUCGUAGUUUUUCGUUAUUUUUUUCAAUUUUAUUUGAAGCGCUCUCCGUGACUUUACCGAAACACCCAAAAAUAACAAUCGUCUCAGUGGCCGCUAGGAGGCGCCAAGUGUCGCUCGCCUCACUCGGGGCUGAGCGGGGAGGGAGGGGGCGAGACGCUGCUGCUGCCGCCGCGUCCUCCUCGCCGGCUUUGACGCGACUGCGUGAGAAGUUCAUUGUGGGGUAUCGAACCUCUCCUACCCAUACUGUGGUGAGCCUGGUCAUUGGUGAGUUUGGUAAGAGGUGAGUGUGUUGAAUAGUGAACAUGGUGAGUUUCGUGAUUGAUGAGCUUAGUGAGUGUGGGGAAUGUGGAGGUCAGUGUGUUUUGAGUGGUGAGCCCGACUGGUAAAUGAGUGGAGUGUAGAAUGUUGCGUAACACUCUGGCGAGGGUGGGUGCACGUGUGAUGUUAGUGGUGAGUGUAGCGAGGGUGGUGUGAGAUGCGUGCGUGGGUGCUUGUGGUGAAUCUGACGACCGCCGUGAGUCGUAAUGUGAGCCGUGAGCACGUUGGUUGUGCGGUGAGCGGCGAGUAACGUGGGUGCAUGUGCGGUGAGUGUUGAGUAGGUGAGUGCAUAGUGGGUGGUGAGCGAUGAGACGGGGGAUACGUGGGGGGGGACGGGCUUCUGGGGGAAGCCCCGGCCGACCCCGCUGCGGCCUCCUCAAGCUGGCGUGCGCGCUGCUGGCGCUCCUCGUGGCCGUGCCGCUUGUCGCUCACUACUACCUGGCACUCUCCAUGGACGCGCUGCCACUCUCCUCGCUGCGGCUGCACGCGGCGGGGCCGUGCGACGCCCUGCCCCGCCUGCCCGCUGGGCCCGACCUCCCCGCCACCGAGCUGUGCGGCCUGCACGAGGAGGUUAGCGAGCAGCUGGUCUCGCUGGAGGCGCGCCGGCGUGGCCUGAGCUCCGAGCUGGCACGACUGAUGGCACGCAUCGAGGCCUUCCGCCUGGGGGUGGAGGCCGCCCGGCAGGAGCUGGCGCAGCUGCGGCACGUCAUCGCGCAGACGGAGCGCGCGUACAAGGAGCUGCUGGAGCAGGCGCAGCCGCGGCUGGCGCUCCCGGCACGCGUGACCCCCGGUCCGAGCCGGCCAGAAUCGCUGGCCCCGCCGGCACACCCGUACGCCUGCCGCAUGCACUCGUGCUUCGACCACUCGCGCUGCCCGCUCACGGCAGGAUUCUCGGCGCACGCCUACCCGCCCGGCGACUACCCCGCGCUCUGGGCGCAGCUGGAGCCGCUGGCGCGGCACGCCUUCCGGGAGCACGCCACCAACGCGAGCGCCGACGCCCGCGCCGCCUGCGUGUUUCUGGUGCUCGUGGGGCCCCUACGCGCUGGCCUGCCUGUGCCGCCGGCCACCGAUGUGGAGCGCCAGCUGCGGGCGCUGCCCCACUGGCUGGGCGACGGGAGGAACCACCUACUCGUGCACCUGUCCCUGGCCGCGGGCGACCGCUCGGCGCUGGGCAUGGCCGCGGACACGGGCCGCGCGUUGCUGGCGGGGCCGUGCUCGGAGCCGCUCCGCCCUCGCCCCGGCUUUGACCUGGUGCUGCCCCCCGUGGCGCACGUCCUCGACGAGCCAGACCCGCUGGCGCUAACCCCGCACGUUCCCGCCACCCGGCGCCACUCGCUGGCUUUCCGGGGCACCGCGCCAGAGGACCGGAGUGGCCUGGCCAGCGCGCUGCGUGCCCAGUGGCCCCGAGGCCGGGACGGCGCGCUGUUGGACUUUGCCUGCGGCGGAGACGCGGAGACCGGCGGCGGCGGAGCCGACUGGGCACUGUGCGGCUCGCGGGACGAGCGCCUGAUGCUCCUGCGGGUUUCCACGUUCGCGCUGGUGCCGCUCCCGGAGCCGGCGGGAGCCGGGACACUUGGCCCCGCGGCGCUCGUGCGGCUGAGCGAGGCGCUGGAGGCCGGCGCCGUGCCAGUGCUCAUCGGGGGGGACGCGCCGCCGCCGCCGCUGCCCCUGGCCGACGUAAUCGACUGGCGCCAGGCGACGGUGCUCGUGGCGCGGCCGCGCGCCACGGAGCUGCGGGGCCUGCUGUGCGGCGUGAGCGAGGCGGACGUGCUGGCGCUGCGCCGCCAGGGCCGCUUCCUGUGGCGAACGUACCUGGCGGGCGCGGGGGACGUGCUGCGCUCGGCGCUGGCCGCCGUGCGCACGCGUCUGCAGCUGCCCCCCCCGCCGGCGCCGGCCGCCCCUGCCCAGGAGCUCCCCCACCGCUCGGGGAAGCCACCCCUCCCGCCCCCGCCUCCAUCGUCCGACCUCGACCAGGCUGCUGGGCCGGUGGCCGAGGGCCCCCCGUUGGAGCUGGGCGGCAUGCAGGCCGAGCCCCCCUACGCCUCGCCCAGCUUCUUGCGCAACUUCACCGCGGCGCUGGCGGAGAGGGGCCGCGCGUGGAACUCCCCGCCGGGGCCCUUCCUGCUGUUCCCCUUCACCCCCUGGGACCCGCAGCUGCCCUCCGAGGCGCAGUUCCUGGGCUCGGGCGCAGGGUUUCGUCCCAUCGCGGGGGGCGCGGGGGGCUCGGGCCGCGAGUUCCAGGAGGCGCUGGGCGGUAACGUGGCGAGGGAGCAAUUCACGGUGCUUAUGCCCACGUACGAGCGUGACGAGGUGCUGAUGAGGUCACUGGAGAGGCUCAACGGCCUCCCGUACCUGCACAAGGUGAUCGUGGUGUGGAACUCGCCCGGGCCCCCUGCCCCUGAGCUGCUGUGGCCCGACAUCGGGGUUCCCAUUCUGGUGGUACGCACGGAGCGGAACAGCCUCAACAAUCGGUUCCUCCCGUACGAUGCAAUCCACACAGAGGCCAUCCUUUCCAUCGACGACGACGCCCACCUACGGCACGAUGAGAUAAUCUUCGGCUUCAGGGUUUGGCGCGAGGCCCGGGAUCGCAUCGUGGGGUUUCCUGGGCGCUACCACGCGUGGGACGCACAGCACGGCUCGUGGCUCUACAACUCCAACUACUCCUGCGAGCUCUCCAUGGUGCUCACUGGCGCCGCGUUCUUCCACAAGUACUAUGCCUACCUCUACACGCUGGUGAUGCCGCAGGCGAUUCGCGACCUCGUGGAUGAGUUCACCAACUGCGAGGACAUCGCAAUGAAUUUCCUCGUGUCGCACAUCACGCAGAAGCCGCCGAUCAAGGUGACGUCGCGCUGGACGUUCCGCUGCCCUAGCUGCCCUCAGGCGUUGUCCCAGGACGAGUCUCACUUUGUGGAGCGCCACCGCUGCAUGGCGUUCCUCGUGCGCGUCUACGGCUACAUGCCGCUGCUGCACACGCAGCACCGUGCCGACUCUGUGCUGUUCAAGACGCGGCUGCCGCACGAUAAAACCAAGUGCUUCAAGUUCAUCUGAGCCACCCGAACCACCGCGUCCCCAGCCAGCUGUUUGGCCAAAGGGGGCUAACCGGGCGCGGCACGAGCCGGAGAACGGAAGGAUGUGCAACCAAUUCGACUUGCCGAUGACUGGUACCAGCGGCGCCUCUAUGGAGGAGGAGGCUCGUGAAGGACGCGACUGCGCGGUUGGAGGCAGUCACCCUCCUACCAUAGAGGGUGGAGGAGCAAUGCUUACCACAACGAGGGGAGGGAUGGGUGGCUAAGACGCAGCGAGUUGGCACAGUCGGGAGCGCAGGUGGUGCAUCUUUCAGUCACCUCAGUCAUCUCAGUCAUCUCUGUCAACCCAUGGCCCCUGGGUCUGUCCCAUAACCCCCGAUCAGCAAGAUUUCUACAUUACGCAUAGCCGAAAAGUGCACCGAGCCCGGUGCAAGCACUGUUGUAAAAUCACCACCACUCCGUGGUGUUUGACAUUUUUAGUUGGUCGGUAUCGCGAAUGCCCUGGUGGUGUUGGCGAGCGUGCCGGCACUGCGGCAGGCAAGGGGUGAGCGUCACUGCUCCGUUGAAGAAACUACGGGUGUGAAAAAGAUGAAAUUUUCCCAGAAAAGGGAGAGCUCAAACAAUUAUCGAACAGAUAAUGCACCGGCAUUCGAAGAUACAGCAACAGGGUGGAGCUGUGGAGGUCUUGCUGGAGUGACGCUAUGGAGAUCCCAGCGUGGAGCUGUGCGGACGUUCUGCUGGAAUAUCUACUCGUCUCACAUUCUCUCGCCUCGUGGGACAAGCUCGUCCGGAGGAGGCUUGACGGCGGACAAGGGGGCAACAGCCCGUUGCCCGCAUCCACGAGCCAAAGAAGCCCAAAUGGAUGACGCAGUGAUGGAGUUUCUUGGAACCACUGCCACUUGCUAGUACUA
Messenger RNA from Lethenteron reissneri (Far Eastern brook lamprey), 4358 nucleotides. Its product is annotated as exostosin-like 3. Gene Ontology annotation, molecular function: glycosyltransferase activity. Gene Ontology annotation, cellular component: membrane. NCBI's taxonomy places the organism in Eukaryota, Metazoa, Chordata, Hyperoartia, Petromyzontiformes, Petromyzontidae. The record is from RefSeq and is a predicted model, not a curated record.